CAUGUAUGGACAAGUUACUAAUAGAAAUCGAAAAAGACAACAUGUGAGAAGACCAAGAUCUAGAAGAAAUAGUCCAAGAGUUGUUGUUCCAAGACCAAAAGGUCAACGUUAUGCUAAAACACCUGUAAUAGCCUUACCUGAUACAACAAUUAAUAAGUUAGUAACUUGA
This is a messenger RNA of Dentiscutata erythropus, 169 nucleotides long. Lineage: Eukaryota; Fungi; Glomeromycota; Glomeromycetes; Diversisporales; Gigasporaceae. The record is from the annotation of a GenBank genome assembly.